Messenger RNA from Ailuropoda melanoleuca (giant panda), 6313 nucleotides. It is a transcript of the gene POLR2A, whose product is annotated as RNA polymerase II subunit A. Bases 1 to 5913 code for a protein of 1970 amino acids. Gene Ontology annotation, biological process: transcription by RNA polymerase II. The record is from RefSeq and is a predicted model, not a curated record. Gene Ontology annotation, molecular function: DNA binding. Lineage: Eukaryota; Metazoa; Chordata; Mammalia; Carnivora; Ursidae. The transcript is spliced from 29 exons. Gene Ontology annotation, cellular component: RNA polymerase II, core complex.
AUGCACGGGGGCGGCCCCCCCUCCGGGGACAGCGCAUGCCCGCUGCGCACCAUCAAGCGAGUGCAGUUCGGAGUCCUCAGUCCGGAUGAACUGAAACGAAUGUCUGUGACAGAGGGCGGUAUCAAAUACCCCGAGACGACAGAGGGCGGCCGCCCCAAGCUUGGGGGGCUGAUGGACCCGAGGCAGGGGGUGAUCGAGCGGACUGGCCGCUGCCAGACCUGUGCAGGAAACAUGACAGAGUGUCCCGGCCACUUUGGCCACAUUGAGCUGGCCAAACCUGUGUUUCACGUGGGCUUCCUGGUGAAGACGAUGAAAGUGUUGCGCUGCGUCUGCUUCUUCUGCUCCAAGCUGCUCGUGGACUCUAACAACCCAAAGAUCAAGGACAUCCUGGCCAAGUCCAAGGGGCAGCCCAAGAAGCGGCUGACACACGUGUACGACCUGUGCAAGGGCAAGAACAUCUGCGAGGGCGGAGAGGAGAUGGACAACAAGUUCGGCGUGGAGCAGCCGGAGGGCGACGAGGACUUGACCAAAGAGAAGGGCCACGGUGGCUGCGGGCGGUACCAGCCCCGGAUCCGGCGCUCGGGCCUGGAGCUGUACGCCGAGUGGAAGCACGUCAACGAGGACUCCCAGGAGAAAAAGAUCCUGCUGAGUCCCGAGCGAGUGCACGAGAUCUUCAAGCGCAUCUCGGACGAGGAGUGUUUCGUGCUGGGCAUGGAGCCCCGCUACGCGCGGCCCGAGUGGAUGAUCGUCACCGUGCUGCCCGUGCCCCCGCUCUCUGUGCGGCCUGCCGUGGUGAUGCAGGGCUCUGCCCGCAACCAGGACGACCUCACUCACAAGCUGGCGGACAUCGUGAAGAUCAACAACCAGCUGCGGCGCAACGAGCAGAACGGCGCGGCGGCCCACGUCAUCGCGGAGGAUGUGAAGCUUCUCCAGUUCCACGUGGCCACCAUGGUGGACAACGAGCUGCCCGGCUUGCCCCGCGCCAUGCAGAAGUCUGGGCGCCCCCUCAAGUCCCUAAAGCAGCGCUUGAAGGGCAAGGAAGGCCGGGUCCGGGGGAACCUGAUGGGCAAGCGAGUGGACUUCUCGGCCCGCACCGUCAUCACCCCCGACCCCAACCUCUCCAUCGACCAGGUUGGCGUGCCUCGCUCCAUCGCCGCCAACAUGACCUUUGCGGAGAUUGUCACGCCUUUCAACAUCGACAGACUUCAGGAGCUGGUGCGCAGGGGGAACAGCCAGUACCCAGGGGCCAAGUACAUCAUCCGCGACAAUGGCGAUCGGAUUGACCUGCGUUUCCACCCCAAGCCCAGUGAUCUUCACUUGCAGACCGGCUACAAGGUGGAGCGGCACAUGUGCGACGGAGACAUUGUCAUCUUCAACCGGCAGCCGACUUUGCACAAAAUGUCCAUGAUGGGGCAUCGGGUCCGCAUCCUCCCCUGGUCUACUUUUCGUUUAAAUCUGAGUGUGACGACGCCGUACAACGCUGACUUUGACGGGGAUGAGAUGAACUUGCACCUUCCACAGUCCCUGGAGACCCGGGCAGAGAUCCAGGAGCUUGCUAUGGUGCCACGUAUGAUUGUCACCCCCCAGAGCAAUCGCCCCGUCAUGGGCAUCGUGCAGGACACGCUCACGGCCGUGCGCAAAUUCACAAAGAGAGACGUCUUCCUGGAGCGGGGGGAGGUGAUGAACCUGCUCAUGUUCCUGUCCACAUGGGACGGGAAGGUGCCGCAGCCGGCCGUCCUGAAGCCGCGGCCCCUCUGGACGGGCAAGCAGAUCUUCUCCCUCAUCGUCCCGGGCCACAUCAACUGCAUCCGCACGCACAGCACCCAUCCCGACGACGAGGACAGCGGUCCCUACAAACACAUCUCCCCCGGGGACACCAAGGUGGUGGUGGAGAACGGGGAGCUGAUCAUGGGCAUCCUGUGUAAGAAGUCUCUCGGCACGUCGGCCGGCUCGCUGGUCCACAUCUCUUACCUGGAGAUGGGCCACGACGUCACACGGCUCUUCUAUUCCAACAUUCAGACCGUCAUUAACAACUGGCUUCUCAUCGAGGGUCAUACCAUUGGCAUUGGGGACUCCAUCGCUGACUCUAAGACCUACCAGGACAUUCAGAACACUAUUAAGAAGGCCAAGCAGGAUGUGAUAGAGGUCAUCGAGAAGGCUCAUAACAAUGAGCUGGAGCCCACCCCAGGGAACACUCUGCGGCAGACCUUUGAGAACCAGGUGAACCGCAUUCUCAACGAUGCCCGAGACAAGACUGGCUCUUCCGCCCAGAAGUCCCUGUCUGAGUACAACAACUUUAAGUCCAUGGUCGUGUCUGGGGCCAAAGGUUCCAAGAUCAACAUCUCCCAGGUCAUUGCUGUCGUGGGGCAGCAGAACGUGGAGGGCAAGCGGAUCCCGUUUGGAUUCAAGCACCGGACUCUGCCUCACUUCAUCAAGGAUGACUACGGGCCCGAGAGCAGAGGCUUUGUAGAGAACUCCUACCUGGCCGGCCUCACGCCCACCGAGUUCUUCUUCCAUGCUAUGGGGGGUCGCGAGGGACUUAUCGACACGGCCGUCAAGACUGCUGAGACUGGGUACAUCCAGCGGCGGCUCAUCAAGUCUAUGGAGUCGGUGAUGGUGAAGUACGACGCCACCGUGCGCAACUCCAUCAACCAGGUGGUACAGCUGCGCUAUGGCGAGGAUGGCCUGGCCGGCGAGAGCGUCGAGUUCCAGAACCUGGCUACCCUGAAGCCAUCCAACAAGGCUUUUGAGAAGAAGUUCCGUUUCGACUACACCAACGAGAGGGCCCUGCGGCGCACUCUGCAGGAGGACCUGGUGAAGGAUGUCCUGAGCAACGCGCACAUUCAGAACGAGCUGGAGCGGGAAUUCGAGCGGAUGCGUGAGGACCGGGAGGUGCUCAGGGUCAUCUUCCCAACUGGCGACAGCAAGGUGGUCCUCCCCUGUAACCUGCUGCGCAUGAUCUGGAAUGCUCAGAAGAUCUUCCACAUCAACCCCCGCCUGCCCUCCGACCUGCACCCCAUCAAGGUCGUAGAGGGAGUCAAGGAAUUGAGCAAGAAGCUGGUGAUCGUGAACGGGGACGACCCCCUGAGCCGGCAGGCGCAGGAGAACGCCACGCUUCUCUUCAACAUCCACUUGCGGUCCACGCUGUGCUCGCGCCGCAUGGCCGAGGAGUUCCGGCUCAGCGGGGAGGCCUUCGACUGGCUGCUCGGGGAGAUCGAGUCCAAGUUCAACCAAGCCAUCGCCCAUCCUGGGGAGAUGGUGGGUGCCCUGGCUGCACAGUCCCUCGGAGAACCGGCCACCCAGAUGACCUUGAACACCUUUCACUAUGCUGGUGUGUCUGCCAAGAACGUGACUCUGGGUGUGCCCCGCCUCAAGGAGCUCAUCAACAUCUCCAAGAAGCCGAAGACACCUUCGCUCACCGUCUUCCUGCUGGGCCAGUCUGCUCGAGAUGCUGAGAGAGCCAAGGACAUUCUGUGUCGUCUGGAGCACACGACAUUGAGGAAGGUGACCGCCAACACAGCCAUCUACUACGACCCCAACCCCCAGAGCACGGUGGUCGCAGAGGAUCAGGAGUGGGUGAACGUCUACUAUGAGAUGCCGGACUUCGACGUGGCCCGCAUCUCCCCGUGGCUUUUGCGGGUGGAGCUGGACCGGAAGCACAUGACUGACCGAAAGCUGACCAUGGAGCAGAUUGCCGAGAAGAUCAAUGCCGGUUUCGGCGAUGACUUGAACUGCAUUUUCAACGACGAUAACGCCGAGAAGCUGGUGCUCCGAAUCCGCAUCAUGAACAGCGACGAAAACAAGAUGCAAGAGGAAGAAGAGGUGGUGGACAAGAUGGACGACGAUGUUUUCCUGCGCUGCAUCGAGUCCAACAUGCUGACCGAUAUGACCCUGCAGGGCAUCGAGCAGAUCAGCAAGGUGUAUAUGCACCUGCCGCAGACGGACAACAAGAAGAAGAUCAUUAUCACGGAGGAUGGGGAGUUCAAGGCCCUGCAGGAGUGGAUCCUGGAGACGGACGGUGUGAGCCUGAUGCGGGUGCUGAGUGAGAAGGACGUAGACCCUGUGCGCACCACGUCCAACGACAUCGUGGAGAUCUUCACGGUGCUGGGCAUCGAAGCGGUGCGGAAGGCUCUGGAGCGGGAGCUGUACCACGUCAUCUCCUUUGACGGUUCCUAUGUCAAUUACCGCCACUUGGCUCUUCUGUGUGACACCAUGACCUGUCGCGGCCAUUUGAUGGCCAUCACCCGACAUGGGGUCAACCGCCAGGAUACGGGCCCUCUCAUGAAGUGCUCUUUUGAGGAAACGGUGGACGUGCUGAUGGAGGCAGCCGCUCACGGAGAGAGCGACCCCAUGAAAGGGGUGUCUGAGAACAUCAUGCUGGGCCAGCUCGCCCCGGCCGGCACCGGGUGCUUCGACCUUCUGCUCGAUGCGGAGAAGUGCAAGUACGGCAUGGAGAUCCCCACCAACAUCCCCGGCUUGGGGGCCGCUGGACCCACUGGCAUGUUCUUCGGCUCGGCGCCCAGUCCCAUGGGAGGAAUCUCUCCGGCCAUGACUCCCUGGAACCAGGGCGCAACUCCAGCCUAUGGCGCCUGGUCCCCCAGUGUUGGGAGUGGAAUGACCCCAGGGGCAGCCGGCUUCUCUCCCAGCGCUGCCUCAGACGCCAGCGGCUUCAGCCCCGGGUACUCCCCUGCCUGGUCUCCCACACCAGGCUCCCCGGGCUCCCCUGGCCCCUCGAGCCCGUACAUCCCCUCACCAGGUGGUGCCAUGUCUCCCAGCUACUCCCCAACAUCGCCUGCCUAUGAGCCUCGCUCCCCUGGGGGCUAUACGCCUCAGAGCCCCUCUUACUCCCCCACGUCGCCCUCCUACUCCCCCACCUCUCCAUCCUACUCUCCAACUAGUCCUAAUUACAGUCCCACGUCACCCAGCUACUCCCCAACUUCUCCCAGCUACUCCCCGACCUCGCCUAGCUACUCUCCCACCUCUCCCAGCUACUCUCCAACCUCUCCCAGCUACUCCCCAACCUCUCCCAGCUACUCUCCGACCUCUCCCAGCUACUCCCCGACCUCUCCCAGCUACUCGCCCACCUCUCCCAGCUACUCCCCAACCUCUCCCAGCUACUCACCCACUUCUCCCAGUUACUCGCCCACGUCCCCGAGCUACUCGCCCACGUCCCCGAGCUACUCUCCCACGUCCCCGAGCUAUUCCCCGACGUCCCCGAGCUACUCGCCAACCAGCCCUAACUAUUCUCCAACCAGUCCUAAUUACACCCCGACAUCACCCAGCUAUAGCCCGACAUCACCCAGUUACUCCCCGACAAGUCCCAACUACACACCCACGAGCCCUAACUACAGCCCAACCUCUCCAAGUUACUCUCCAACUUCACCCAGCUACUCCCCAACCUCGCCAAGCUACUCCCCGUCAAGCCCACGGUACACACCACAGUCUCCUACCUACACCCCGAGCUCCCCCAGCUACAGCCCCAGCUCCCCGAGCUACAGCCCAACGUCGCCGAAGUACACCCCCACCAGUCCCUCCUACAGCCCCAGCUCCCCAGAGUACACCCCAACCUCCCCCAAAUAUUCGCCUACCAGCCCAAAAUACUCGCCCACCUCCCCCAAGUACUCACCCACCAGCCCCACCUACUCGCCCACCACCCCAAAGUACUCCCCAACAUCCCCUACUUACUCGCCAACCUCUCCGGUGUAUACCCCGACCUCCCCCAAGUACUCGCCUACUAGCCCCACCUACUCGCCCACCUCCCCCAAGUACUCGCCCACCAGCCCCACCUACUCGCCCACCUCCCCCAAAGGCUCUACCUACUCACCCACUUCCCCUGGCUACUCGCCCACCAGUCCCACCUACAGCCUCACCAGUCCGGCCAUCAGCCCGGACGACAGUGAUGAGGAGAACUGAGGGUGCGCGGGGCGCAGGGCAGCCCGGGUGGUGCCCUCGUGGGGCACAGGCCCCCAGCCCACCUCCCGUGUACAUAGCUCCUGUGACAAAGUUCCUCGUUGAAGUUCUGGUCCCGUUUCCGCUGGGGCUUCUUGUCUUGUUCUCCAUUGUGCUGUCUCAGAACCCACUCACCCUGCUGUGGUGGUCUCCUUCCUACCCCACCCGCCCCAGGCCUGUCCCCAAAUCGAGGCUCCCUCCUUGCCUGUGGCUUGACUGGGGGUAAAGGGUGUUUUAACUUCUUAGGGCGGUUCCUGCCUUGGGUCGUUAUAUCUGAUCCUCGGGAAGAACGAAGCUAAAGCUGCCUUUUGUCUGUUGUUUUAUUUUUUGAAGUUUAAAUAAAGUUUACUAAUUUUGGCCAAAA